AUGUCCAUACCAAGCGGGAGCCCAGAGCGGGAGGGCUCCAGUGUGGCACCUACACACCUAGACUGUCCCUCUUCCCCUCCUGGGAUGGAUCCUGACCCCCUGUCGACGGGAAGUCCAGUCCUCAGCCCAGACUCUUCUUCCCAUGAUGCAGUGCUGUCAACAGCUGCAAUUUCCCCGGCGGAUUCUGAGAACCUCAGUCCAGAUGAACUAGAGCUGCUGGCUAAACUAGAGGAACAGAACAGGUUACUGGAGGCUGACUCUAAGUCGAUGCGAUCCAUGACGGGAUCGCGGCGCAAUAGCGGCUCUUCACUGGUAUCGAGCUCCUCUGCUUCAUCAAAUCUAUCCCACCUUGAAGAGGACACCUGGAUCCUUUGGGGCCGCAUCGUCAACGAGUGGGAGGAGUGGAGACGCAAAAAGGACAAGCUCCUCAAAGAGCUGAUCCGGAAGGGCAUUCCUCAUCACUUUCGAGCCAUCGUGUGGCAGCUGCUGGGCAAUGCCACAGACAUGCCGGUGAAGAAUCAGUACUCCGAGCUGCUCAAGAUGUCGUCCCCGUGCGAGAAGCUGAUCCGCAGGGACAUCGCACGCACCUACCCCGAACACGAGUUCUUCAAAGGUCAGGAUAGCCUUGGCCAAGAGGUUCUCUUCAAUGUCAUGAAGGCAUACUCGCUUGUGGAUCGAGAGGUGGGCUACUGCCAAGGCAGUGCAUUCAUUGUUGGCCUGCUACUCAUGCAGAUGCCCGAAGAGGAAGCGUUUUGCGUGUUUGUGCGUCUGAUGCAGGAAUAUCGUCUGCGAGAGCUCUUCAAGCCCAGCAUGGCCGAACUGGGGCUCUGCAUCUACCAGUUUGAAUAUCUGCUGCAGGAACAACUUCCAGAGCUUAAUGUCCAUUUCCGGUCCCAGAGUUUUCAUACAUCCAUGUACGCCUCAUCCUGGUUCCUCACCCUCUUUCUCACCUUUCUCCCUUUGCCUGUUGCCACGCGCAUAUUUGAUAUUUUUAUGUAUGAGGGCCUCGAAAUCAUCUUCCGUGUGGGCAUGGCCAUUCUGCAGUACAACCAGACGGACCUCAUUCAGCUGGACAUGGAGGGCAUGUCACAACAUUUUCAGAAGGUGAUCCCCCACCAGUUUGACAGCUGCCCGGACAAACUAAUCCUUAGGGCUUAUCAGAUCAAAUACAACCCCAAGAGAAUGAAGAAGCUGGAGAAAGAAUAUACUACCAUCAAGAACAAAGAGAUGGAGGAGCAAAUUGAGAUCAAGAGGCUGCGCACAGAAAAUAGGCUGCUGAAACAGCGGAUUGAAACUUUAGAGAAAGAAAGUGCUGCUCUGGCAGAUAGACUCAUCCAGGGUCAGGUGACCAGGGCUCAGGAAGCAGAGGAGAACUAUGUGAUUAAGCGUGAGCUGGCAGUGGUGAGGCAGCAGUGCAACAAUGCCAGCGAGAGUCUCGAGAAGGCGCAGGACACCAUUCGAGAGCUACAACAACAAAAGUAUACAGAGCCAUUUGUGAGCAAUCUGCAGGCUGAGCUGGAGCAGUCAAAGCUACGCGAAGCAGAGCUGUUGGGGGCAAUGAAGGAAAUGCAAGACAAGGUGCUCGAUCUGGAGAAGAGGAGCAGCUGCUUGCCUGAUGAAAACAACAUGGCGGCUCUGCAGGAGGAAGUGAAGCAAAUGAAGUUGAGGGAGCUAGAGACGCUGCGCUCAUUCAGAGAAAUGCAGGACUCGGUCGCCGAGCUAAAUCAACGCUGGCAGCAUCACCUGUCCCGCAGCAGCAGCACAGGUGGCAGUGGCAGCCACUGGAAGGAAUCUCCAAAGAAGAAUGCCAUGAACGAGUUGCAAGACAAGCUGAUGACCGUCCGCCUGAGGGAAGCGCAGGCCCAGGCUGAGCUUCGGGAGGUCAAACUAAAGGCUGUGCAGCUGGAGAGUCAGAACAUAAUCCACAGCAAACUAAUUGGCCGCCAUGAGCAGGAACGUUCCGCCCUCCAGGAUCGUCUACAGAUGUUGUCUAAUCAGAACAAAGCUCUUCAGGUCCAACUCAACGAGAUGAAACGAAAGCAGGCCGAGUGGGACUGCAAGAAUAAAGAGGAGGUGAUGGCCGUAAGACUGAGGGAAGCUGACAGCAUGGCUGCCAUGGCCGAGCUCAGGCAGAAGAUAGCCGAGCUAGAAAUACAGAAAGAGGAAGGGCUGAUCCAGGGCCAGCUGAACCACUCUGACUCCAGGCAAUAUAUCAACCGACUCCGGGACCAGAUCACUGAGCUAAAAAAUGAGAUCAGGUUAUUGCGAGGUCAGAAGGCUGGCGUUCCAGGCGCCACCGUGGGUGCCAACUACCAGGAUCUCUGCCUGGCCAGCCCCGCUUCUGCUGAGGGCGACUACCUGAGCUCUGACGAGGACCUACUCCACAGCCCGCUACCCCCUAACGCCCUUUACCCAGCCAUACCGGGCCCAUGUCACCCCUCUGCCCACCUGGACAGUGAAGGAAGCACGGAUAGCGAGACAGAGGACCAGACACACCUUGACCCCCCGCAGCUGUACGGCAACAUGGUUUGUGCCGAGGCCAUGGAGAACUGA
Messenger RNA from Nerophis lumbriciformis (worm pipefish), 2553 nucleotides. Lineage: Eukaryota; Metazoa; Chordata; Actinopteri; Syngnathiformes; Syngnathidae. The record is from RefSeq and is a predicted model, not a curated record.